This is a messenger RNA of Diaporthe citri, 1575 nucleotides long. RefSeq lists its product as uncharacterized. Lineage: Eukaryota; Fungi; Ascomycota; Sordariomycetes; Diaporthales; Diaporthaceae. Bases 1 to 1575 code for a protein of 524 amino acids. Gene Ontology annotation, molecular function: protein binding. The transcript is spliced from 6 exons. The record is from RefSeq and is a predicted model, not a curated record.
AUGUCUCUAAAACAGGAAAUAGAAAGUUGGGUCUCCGCCCUCGCGCGGUACGACAACAACGAGUUCGACGAGGCAUUGAAGGACUUUGAGCCAAUUGCCGACACGUCAAAGAUUCUCUUCAACAUGGGCGUGAUUCACGCCACACUGGGAGAACACGAAAAGGCCGUCGAGUGUUACCAGCGUGCUAUCCGCCUGGACCAGUAUCUUGCUGUUGCGUAUUUCCAACAAGGUGUCUCGAACUUCCUUCUGGGCGACUUUGAAGAGGCAUUGGCAAACUUCAACGACACACUGCUCUACCUUCGCGGCAACACAAUGAUCGACUACGCGCAGCUGGGGCUGCUGUUCAAGCUCUACUCUUGCGAGGUCCUCUUCAACCGAGGUCUGUGCUACAUCUAUUUGCAACAGAAGGAUGCUGGUAUGCAAGAUUUGUCGUACGCAGUGAAGGAAAAGGUGGUGGAGGAUCACAAUGUCAUCGACGAAGCCAUCCGAGAGGAGGCAGAGGGUUACACUGUGUUCUCAAUCCCGGUUGGAGUCGUCUACCGGCCGAACGAGGCCAAGGUCAGGAACCUGAAGACGAAGGACUACCUUGGAAAGGCUCGCCUGGUUGCGGCUUCAGAUCGAGCCAAUGCAUUCACUGGCUUCGCUGGUUCCGAAAUCAAGAAUGCUGGCAAAGCGGAUGUGAAGGACGACAGACCGGCUGACAAUAUCUCUUUCGCCGCUACUAACCUCGUCAAACCUAAUCUCGCGAGCAGAGCGCGGCAAGAUGGAGGGUCAGGGGCGCCACAAGGGUCGAACAAUGUCUUCCCCCCUACACCUCCUCCGGAGAACGACAAGCCCAGCGGACAACUUCCUUCUCGAGGUGCUUCUGUGCGCAAUGGCCCGAAACCCAUGCCUGCGAAACUCAACAUUGAAAGAGCAAGGAAUCAGGACAGGUACGAGAAGGCGAACUCUCCUCAGGACAGGUACCAGUCUCCGCAGGACAGACGCCCGCAACCGUCGCGAGCGCCUUCCAACGCCACGAGUCGCACCUAUUCCCAGAGAGAUCGGACAAGAAGGUCCCCGGUCGACGAUGAUGAUGCCUACCCCGACGAUUUGUACGACAUGUAUGGUGCAGGAUCUCGCCGGUCGAAUGGACGCCGUAAUCAGCAACGUUAUAUUGAUGAAGAGGACGACGAUGGCAGCGACUACGACGGAGGAUCUAUCGACGAGGGGGACUUUGAGAUGAUGAACCCUCGACGCGGAACUGGAUCUCUGUCGAACUCAGGCUCAUCACGAGCUCAGUCGAGAAGACCCGAAGCCCGCAAGGUCAGGGUCAAAGUGCACGCCGACGAUGUUCGCUACAUCAUGGUCGGAACCGCGGUGGAAUUUCCCGAUCUGGUGGAUCGGGUUCGCGACAAGUUUGGACUGCGUCGUCGUUUCAAGAUCAAGGUCCGAGACGAGGACUCACCUCAGGAUAUGAUUACGAUGGGCGACCAAGACGACCUUGAAAUGGUCAUGAUGGGCGUCAAAUCGCAGGCUCGCAAACAGCGGCUCGAGGUUGGAAAAUUGGAGAUAUGGAUCCAGGAGAUCAACUGA